AUGCAGCAAGGACAGCAACGACAGCAGAUACCGACUCAUGGGCAACCGCAGCAGCAUGGACAAGAGCAACAACAUGUGAUGCAGCAUGGGCUGAUUCAGAAUCAACAGCAGCAUAUACCUCAGAUCCAACCGGUAGCUUCGGGGAUGAUGGUUCAGUCUUCACUGCCACAACCGGGGCUGGGUUUACAGGAGCAGCAAGCCGUCAAUGUCGAUCAGCAGCAGCUACCAAGGAAAGGGGCAGCUGGGACUGAACAUAGUAUGGGCUCCUCGUCGGCUACAGGAACAGGUGAGGUACAUGUCGAGAACUCGGUGAUUGGUACGACUACUGCUGGUGCUGCGGGUGUGAUCCAGAGGACAGCCACUACUAAAAUGUGCAGACGAAGCACUGAGCAUGCCACGAGUCGGUGCCCGAUUCUUAAACAACCAAAACCGGUAGCCCAGUUGGUUGGUCAGGCUGCUGAUGUACUUGCCGGUUUUCAUAUUCCGCAUCCACCGAUUCAACCAACAAAGAGAGAUUCUAGAAUGGCUUUAAUUUCGACUUCUGGCAAAAAUUUAACAAAAGAGGAUGUUGCUGCAUUCUUGCGUGUGUUGGUUUCUGACACUUUUGCUUGGGAAGUGAAACGGCACAGUGGUUCCGAUUUCAAGGCUCUUUUUCCAACAAAAGGAGAUCUUACAAAGAUGAGAUUUAAUGCAGAAAUGAAAGAAGGAGUUGAACCUUACUUGCCAAAUAUUGGGUUGCGGAGCAUUUGGAGCACCCAAAAUGAUGGGAACGGUGAUCAUGCCAAUGGGGCAGCAAAGGACAAUGAAAUGAGAGAGCCACAAAAUAAUAGAUGUAAUCUUACUUCGGAUGCAAGUGGGGGAACUGCAGGGAAUAAUAGCAUAAAAGGAAAAGAAGUCAAUGUCCCUGAGGCACAGAUGUAUAUAGAUUUCUCUGAGGAUGAUUUGUUAGGCGAGGAGAAUGAACUAAGUGAGGUGGCACGUGAUUUUGUACGAGUGAAAAGGGGUCACUCGGUGAAUGUGAAGAGUGCUACAUCUGUGGCAGGCCAUUUUGCGCCAGGAUGCUUACUGCAGCGGCCUUCACAGUUAGUCAGGCCGGGCGGGCAGCAGGGCAUGGUGGAUCAGCCGAAGGUGCAGGAGAAGGGGUCGGCUUCAGGCAGUGCAAUGGGCCAAAAGCAGCAGCCUAUAGAGGAGUUCGUGGCACAGAAUGCAGGUGCAACCGUGGGUGCAACCCUUGACUCACAGCAAAGUCUCAAGCAGUCGUCUUUCAUGAUUGAGGAGGAACAAGUGCAGGUUUCAAUGGGACAGUCCGAUGGGGCAGCAGGAGGGAUUGCAGAUGGUGCUCAACACCUUGGGGCCCUUCUUGACGCCAUGUUAGAAGCCGGAGUCUCAGCUGAUGGUGGGGCAACAAAAGAACUGGGGAGUGUCAUGACAUUGGCGGUUUUAUCAGAUGGUGAGCUUACCCCAGUGCGGAGCAGCAAGCGGAAUGCGGGCGUGGCUAAUGUUGACUCUCUUGAGAAAGCAGAAAAAGGGUUGCCAUCAAGAACCUUGAGGAAAAUGAAGGAAGUGGGGAUCAGUUUGUAUGACAAUGAAAAUUUAACUCUUGGGUCUGUAACGUUAAUCAAAGAGGUAGAAAAAGAAAGGAUGAAACCUUCUAAUCUCUUAAUUACACAUGACAACGAAAUUGAUUCUGAGGAAGAUGAGAUUGAUCCUGACACCUCCACUAUCAGUCGACUUUGUGGCGACUUGACGGAGGAGGUGAUGGACGAAAAUAGUGCGGGCCUUGAUGGAGUACUUGUUGAUGUACCCAUCAAGGUGGCAAAGAGUAAGAAGAAAAAGAAACUCCUCAAUAAGAAGGUCGCUGCAAAGAAAAAUUAUUCCAAUGAAAGGUGUGUUCUGGAACUGUAG
Molecule: messenger RNA, 1905 nt
Organism: Miscanthus lutarioriparius
Lineage: Eukaryota; Viridiplantae; Streptophyta; Magnoliopsida; Poales; Poaceae
Source: the annotation of a GenBank genome assembly